AUGGCUACUCCGACCGUCGUCCUGGUGCCCGUCUGGGGCAUUGGCCACUUCGUGCCAAUGCUCGAGGUCGGCAAGCGGCUGCUCGCACGCAGCGCACGGCCCCUCACGAUCACCGUGCUCGUUAUGCCGGAGCCUGAGGCGACGCGGGCGUCCGAGAUCACCGAGCACAUACGCCAGGAGGAAGCCACUGGCCUCGCCAUCCGCUUCCACCAUCUGCCAUUAGUGGCACCCCCAACCGACAGCUCGGGCAUCGAGGAGUUCGUAUCCCGCUACGUGCAGCUGUACUCGCCCCACGUCAAGGCGGCCGUCGCCGGCUUGACGUGCCCGGUGGCCGGCCUCGUCGUCGACAUCUUCUGCACGACGCUGUUCGACGCGGCGCUCGAGCUCGGCGUGCCGGCCUACGUGUACCUGAUCGCCAGCGCCGCGAUGUGCGCGCUCCUGCUGCGCUCCCCGGCGCUCGAUGAGGAGGUCGCCGGCGACGUCGAGUUCGAAGAAGUGGAAGGCGGCGUGGACGUGCCGGGGCUGCCGCCUGUGCCGCCGUCCUGCCUGCCGACGGGGCUGGAGAACAGGAAGAUCACGACCUACAACUGGUUCCUGUACAACGGCAGGCGCUACAUGGAAGCCGGAGGCAUCGUCCUCAACACCGUUGCCGAGGCGGAGCCGCGCAUCCUCGCGGCCAUCGCCGACGGGCGGUGCACGCGCGGUGUCCCGGCCCCUCCGGUGUACUCGAUCGGGCCGGUGAUCCCCUUCACCCCACCCGCCGCCGGCCAGCAGGCGCGCCACGAGUGCGUGCGUUGGCUCGACUCGCAGCCUCCGGGCUCCGUGGUGUUCCUCUGCUUCGGAGGCAAAGGCUGCUUCACGGCGCCGCAAGCGCUCGAGAUAGCGCACGGCCUGGACCGCAGCGGGCAUCGAUUCCUGUGGGUGCUGCGCGGGCCGCCGGAGCCCGGCAUGAAGAUGCCCACGGACGGGAACCUCGCGGAGCUGCUUCCGGCGGGGUUCUUGGAGAGGACAAAGGACAGAGGGCUCGUGUGGCCCACCAAGGCGCCGCAGAAGGAGAUACUCGCCCACGCCGCCGUGGGAGGCUUCGUCACGCACGGUGGCUGGAACUCGGUCCUCGAGAGCCUCUGGCAUGGCGUGCCCAUGGUUCCGUGGCCGCUCGGCGCCGAGCAGCACUACAACGCGUUCACGCUGGUGGCCGACAUGGGCGUCGCCGUGGCGAUGGACGUGGAAAGGAAGAGGAACAACUUUGUGGCGGCGGCCGAGCUGGAGCGAGCGGUCAAAGCUCUCAUGGGCGACGGCGAGACGGCGAGGAAGGUUAGGGACAAGAUCAUGGAGAUGAAAGCCGCGUGCCGGAAGGCAGUGGAGGAGGGCGGAUCAUCGAACGUGUCGCUGCAGAGUCUCUGUCAUGCGCUCGUCGAAGGUGCCGUGCACCCGAGAAAGUGA
This is a messenger RNA of Miscanthus lutarioriparius, 1443 nucleotides long. The record is from the annotation of a GenBank genome assembly. NCBI's taxonomy places the organism in Eukaryota, Viridiplantae, Streptophyta, Magnoliopsida, Poales, Poaceae.